Molecule: messenger RNA, 993 nt
Organism: Stegodyphus dumicola
Lineage: Eukaryota; Metazoa; Arthropoda; Arachnida; Araneae; Eresidae
Molecular function (GO): arylformamidase activity
Source: RefSeq, a predicted model, not a curated record
GUAGCACCCUAAAUCUAUCUGAAUGAUGUAUUUUUUGGUGACUGUACUGACCUUGUGGAUGACCCCCGACAUCCAAGGGGGGCCUGUACCUCAUGAAAUGGUGGACAUGUCUUAUGUAUUCGACGAAACAACCUUAUACUGGCCUACGCAAAAAAAGUUUGAAAUGAAACUAACUCAUAAUGGAAUCGCUGACGAAGGUUACUGGUUGCAGCUGGAAGAAUACCACUCAGCAACUCAUGUAGGUACUCACAUGGAUGCACCUUGUCACUUCGCAAAGGAACGGUGGUGCGUGGACAAGAUACCAUUGAAUCAUUUGAAGGCUCCAGCAGCUGUCAUAGAUAUCGUUAAAAAAGCCGAGGAAGAUAGGGAUGCUCUUGUGCAAAUCGAAGAUCUAGAGAAAUGGGAGCAAAUUUCUGGGCAGAGCCUGGAUGGUACCAUCGUCAUGAUUCGAUCUGGAUGGGGUCGUCGUUGGUCAGACAGGGAAUCUUUUAUCGGAACUGCAGGCAAUGACACUGAAAAUUUCCAUUUUCCUGGGUUAUCUGAGGAGGCAGCACAGUGGCUUGUAGAUAACAGAAAGAUCCUUGGAGUUGGCACAGAAACAAUAUCUUUAGAUCACGGUCCAUCUCAGAAGCUCAUGGCGCAUAGGAUCCUUCUAGAAGCAAAUAUUUAUGGUUUAGAAAAUGUAGCGAACAUGGAAGAGAUUCCAAUAUUUGGAGCUACUCUUUAAAUUAUGCCUAUGAAAAUCGGCCAGGGAUCAGGUGCCCCAACCAGAAUCAUUGCCACAUUCCCCAAAACUUCAAUUUAAUAGAUGUUAUGAUCAUUUUACUUUUUAGAGGCAUUCACGCAAUGAUUUAAAUGAAUGUUGAGCAUAUUUUAAAAUUUUAUUUCGACUUAGAAUUGAUAAAAGUAUACACGUAGACAAUUACAGUUUAUUCGAAAUAAUAUUAUUUUGCAUGUAUAAUUAUAUCUUUUAAUAAAGACCGCUUUAAGCUU